Molecule: messenger RNA, 1264 nt
Organism: Rhinolophus ferrumequinum (greater horseshoe bat)
Lineage: Eukaryota; Metazoa; Chordata; Mammalia; Chiroptera; Rhinolophidae
Gene: TVP23C
Product: trans-golgi network vesicle protein 23 homolog C
Exons: 7
Coding region: 263-880 (205 amino acids)
Biological process (GO): protein secretion; vesicle-mediated transport
Cellular component (GO): Golgi membrane
Source: RefSeq, a predicted model, not a curated record
CUCGCCGGGCCCCCCGGCCGUCCCGCCCCGCCCCGCCGUCGCCCCGCCCACUCUCUCGCCGUGUCCGGGAUCUCGCCCCUGUGGCACACUCGCCGGCACUUGCUCCUCCUGCGAGGCGCCUGGAGGUGGAGGUGGGGCCGAGCUGGGGCUCGUACUUUGGCUCCUUCUGGCUUUUGGUGGCCAGGCCGCGUCAGUUCCAGUCCCCGCCCGGCGGCUGCCGCGCUGACGUGGUUCCCGGAAGUGGGGCUGGCGCGGGGCCGCCAUGUUGCAGCAGGACAGUAAUGAUGACACUGAAGAUGUUGCACUGUUUGAUACGGAAGAGGAAACAGCUAACAGACCAAAAAAAUCCAAAAUCAGACACCCAGUGGCAUCAUUUUUCCAUUUAUUCUUUCGAGUCAGUGCAAUUAUAGUCUACCUUCUCUGUGAAUUUUUCAGCAGCAGCUUUAUUGCCUGUAUGGUGACAAUUAUCUUGUUGUUGUCAUGUGACUUUUGGGCUGUCAAGAAUGUCACAGGUAGACUAAUGGUUGGCCUACGUUGGUGGAAUCAUAUCGAUGAAGAUGGAAACAGCCAUUGGGUGUUUGAAUCCCGGAAGGCAUCCUCUCAAGAGAAUAAUCCUAUUUCAGAGGCCGAAUCAAGAAUCUUUUGGUUAGGACUUGUCACCUGUCCGGUGCUGUGGGUCAUCUUUGCCUUCAGUGCGCUCUUCUCCUUCAGAGUGAAGUGGUUGGCAGUGGUUACCAUGGGUGUGGUGCUACAAGGUGCCAACCUAUAUGGCUACAUCCGGUGCAAAGUGGGCAGCAGAAAGAAUUUAACCAGCAUGGCUACAUCUUAUCUUGGAAAGCAGUUUUUAAGACAAAACACUGGGGGUGAUCAGACUUCCUGAAGAGAGUGAAAGCCUGUGUGUUCUGUUACAUUGGGGAACAACUGACGAGAUUCUUGACUCUGAACCUUCUAGAACUCAGUACAUGUUGCAGAGAGGAGGGUUGGGUUUGUUUUUCCAUUUUAAAAUUUACUUAAGGAAAAAAAGGAAGAUUUUUUUUUUCCAUAUUUUUUAUUUUCUUUCUAGCAUUUGGGGUUUGAAGGUAUGACGUUGCUAGAAACAUUGUCAGAAUUUGGUUCCUGGGUAUAUAAUGUGUAUGCACAGUCAUGUAGUAUCCAUAUAGCCCAAAUUAAUGAAAGUGUUCGUGUUCAUGUACACACAUAAUGGAGACCUUUGCAUUUUGAUCCAUAGAACAUAGAAGGAUGUUAUUAAACUAUCUCAAAACUG